Messenger RNA from Mauremys mutica (yellowpond turtle), 2481 nucleotides. RefSeq lists its product as uncharacterized. The record is from RefSeq and is a predicted model, not a curated record. The transcript has 2 exons. Bases 957 to 1961 code for a protein of 334 amino acids. Lineage: Eukaryota; Metazoa; Chordata; Testudines; Geoemydidae.
UGCAGUUAACAAGGGAGGGGUAGAGGGGGAUUGAAACAAAGGCUUUUACAAACAGCUUGACAUAUAAAAAGGGGAAACUGCUUGUUUUUGUUGCGCUGGAUCUGAGAUACUAUUUCUCCUAGUGCCUGCUUUGAGAUCUCAAAAUAAACUUGGUUUUUGCUUCUCCACCCUGGUGUGUCAAUCAGUGCUACGCACACUGGGCAACGAACCACUGCUGCCUCCUCAGGCCCUUUGGGCCGGCAACAGUUUUGGCGUCCCUGGGUGGGCUCGAGGCAAAAUUUAGCCUUGCCCGGAUCCCUCCUGGAGGCCGACGGAUUGCGACAAUGACCGAUGCUCAGCGCGCACCGGUGAGUUCAUCGGGGGCCUCGGCGGAGACGUGGUUUGGUCGACCCCGGAGGGCACAACGGUGCAACGCACUCAGAUAGUGGAGAAGCAGCUACGGGCGACGGUGGGGAACCGGUCCUGUGGAUCAGGUAUACCAAAGAUUCACAGCCUCCUCUACUGGAUACCCCGGUCCACUCCUUGCAGCCAGGCGAUUCUGUACUCGUUCGGACCUGGAAGGACGAGCCUCUCCAAGAGAAGUGGAAGGGACCCCACACUGUCCUGCUUGUUUCCCACACGGCGGCGAAGGUCGAGGGACACAAGAACUGGAUUCAUCACUCUCGACUGAAAGCAGUGCCUGCUCCUGAACAGUGGACUGUGCAGCCUGCUAAAGAAGCAGCUUCUAGCGACGACUUGGGACUUAAGCUGCUAUUUAAAAGACAAUAAGAGUCACUGGGAAUGCCCUGUGAUCUCUCUGACCAGCCACAGCGCACUUCCCACGAGCACCCUGAACAUUGGUUUUAUCUAUUCACAGAAGGCCGACCUAAUUUCUGGUCUUGGUCCUUUUAUUUUCUGAUUUGUUUGGUGGCUUUCAUUCUUAUCCAUUGGGCAUUUGGGUUGCUGUAAUUGCCAAUAUGGGUUCAGGUUUAGGGUCUCUCACAACCUUCCUUUUUGUUACAGAGGUAUUCCUUUUGUUCCCUUCUGCUACACCCACAGCACAUGCAGAAUGGGGACCUCUCCCUACAGAUAUGGCUACCAAUACAUAUGAAGCCCUGAAAAUUGCUUUUGCCCGUGAGUUUAAUCUCUCCAACUGUUGGAUAUGUGCCCAGAUUCCCCAUCAUUCAGCAGGACUGCCCUGGCGUGCGGUUCCCCAAAAUUGGUCUGAUAUUUGCCAGGAAAUAUUGGUAACUUCUUAUAAUAUGCGGCAGCCUUUUAUGUCAGGCAGAGUUGGAGGAAGCCUAAGCCAUAAUUGUUCUCAGGAGCGCUUUUAUAGUUUGACCAACAGCUCCUGGCAACCCUUUGGCAACCUCUUACAAAAACCUACCCCCAUCAGACUCCGGGUUGUACCCCAAGGUCUGCUUUGUUUUAGGGAGCCUUCUUCACCUAAGGCCCUCUGGUUUGCAGGUAAUAGUUCCUGUCACUAUUACUUGUCUCCAACAACUAAUGUUACAAUCCCCUUUCUCAACAGCACUGGCCAGGAUACUGGGGAAGGGCUCCAGUACUGGCCCCCUCAUAUUGCCACCCAGCGCCAGCAGGGGAUUAAUGGACUGGUUGCUAAUGGACAGGCAUUUUUUAUAUGUGGCCGUAAUGCCUACAAGUGGCUCCCACAUGGGUGGCAUGGAAGUUGCUAUAAAGGAUUCCUUGGCCCUCCCCUCCGUGUUGUGGCCCACGCUCCCUCAGGUCGCCCCAGGUACCACCGGUCCCUAAGCGCUACCCUUGAACCCAUCGGUGAGGGAGACAGGUUUGGAAUGAUAUUCCUCCCUUCCUAUGGGGUAGGACGAAUGGCCCAACUGUACAAGAGACUUUCUGUAUUCCUUACUCGGUUUGCCAAUGACACCUUGGCCAUAGAAAAAGACAUAAGUUCUGAGCUCUACCAACUCCGGUUAUUAUCCCUGCAAAAUCGCCAGGCCCUAGCCUAGAUUAUAUUUUAGCCUCACGGGGCGGGGUCUGUGCCCUUAUUGGGGACGAAUGUUGUACCUAUGUCCCAGAAUCUUCACAGGAUAUUAACAAGCACAUCCUGUCAGCUGAACGGGCCUUUAACCUGUGGAAGGCCCAGGAAGCAGAACCUACUCUUUUUGAUUCCCUCUGGGGUUGGUUACUUAAUAUAGGGGGACUAGGGGGAGGUAUUGUUCACCUCCUGCUCACAGGUGUUGUAAUCUGUUUUGUUCUCUUUCUUUUGCUCGCUUGCUGUAAAGUACUCAUACAUAAGCUUUGUACCUCCCAUUCCCCAGAUGUUCCUUUGUACCCCUUAAUUGAUGACCCUGAUUGUACGGAACUUAAUCGCUUUUUGUCUUCAGAGUAUGAGAAAACUCUGCCAAAGGUUUGUUGAGUGUUCUCAAAGGAGGGAAUUGUUGGUGUCACUGGGCGUAGCUACCAGGUAACUCGGGGGGGUGGAAGACCACGAGUGUCGAUGAAGCCCCCCUGCUCUGGGUCUAAGUG